This is a messenger RNA of Myiozetetes cayanensis, 4226 nucleotides long. RefSeq names its product vav guanine nucleotide exchange factor 2 (gene VAV2). The transcript has 29 exons. Gene Ontology annotation, cellular component: cytoplasm. Gene Ontology annotation, molecular function: guanyl-nucleotide exchange factor activity; protein binding. Lineage: Eukaryota; Metazoa; Chordata; Aves; Passeriformes; Tyrannidae. The record is from RefSeq and is a predicted model, not a curated record. Gene Ontology annotation, biological process: cell migration; intracellular signal transduction; regulation of GTPase activity. The coding region runs from base 446 to 3067 and encodes 873 amino acids.
UCAGCACCCACGGCGGGUCCCCCGCUCGGCCGCGCAGGUGGGGUCCCUCGGCGGCGCAAGUUUCCCCAGGGCAAAGGGGAAGGAGUUGAGCGAGGGCGGCCCCGCCGUGCUCGCUGUCCGUCGGUCCGUCCGUCCCCGGCUUUGUUCCCGGAGGAUGCGGCGCGCCUAACCCCGGCCGAAGCGGUGGGGCCGCAGCGGGGGCAGGGGCAGCCCUCCGCCGGAAAACUCCGCGCCGCCCUCCUUCCUCCUCCUCUUCCUCCUCCUCCUCCUCCGAGCCCCGGCGCGGAGCGAUGCUCUCCGGGGCGGCGGGCGGCGAUGGAGCGGGGCGGUAGCGCGGAGCCGCGGUGCACAGCGGCCCCUGGGGCAGCCGCCCGCGGCCCCUGAGCGCCGGGAGGAGGAGGAGGAGGAAGAGGAGGAAGGCCGGGUGAGUGAACAAACCGCGGCCAUGGAGGAGUGGCGGCAGUGCGGCCGCUGGCUCAUCGACUGCAAAGUUUUGCCCCCGAACCACCGGGUGGUCUGGCCCUCGGCGGUGGUCUUCGACCUGGCGCAGGCGCUGCGGGACGGGGUGCUGCUCUGCCAGCUGCUCCACAACCUCUCCCCCGGCUCCAUCGACCUCAAGGACAUCAACUUCAGGCCCCAGAUGUCCCAGUUUCUCUGUUUGAAGAACAUCCGAACCUUCCUGAAAGUGUGUCACGACAAAUUUGGGUUAAGAAACAGCGAUUUGUUUGAUCCCUUCGACCUCUUCGAUGUACGGGAUUUCGGAAAGGUGAUCUCUGCUGUAUCCAGGCUCUCCUUCCACAGUAUUGCUCAAACCAAAGGAAUUAGGCCCUUCCCGUCGGAGGAGACCACGGAAAACGAUGAUGACGUGUAUCGGAGCCUGGAGGAGCUGGCAGACGAACACGAUCUGGGGGAGGACAUUUAUGACUGCGUCCCCUGCGAAGAUGAAGGCGAUGAUAUCUACGAAGAUAUCAUCAGAGUGGAAGUUCAGCAGCCCAUGAAAAUGGGAAUGACAGAAGAUGACAAAAGAAAUUGCUGCUUGCUAGAAAUCCAAGAAACUGAGGCCAAAUACUACAAAACACUUGAAGAUAUAGAAAAGAACUAUAUGAACCCCCUGAGGCUGGUACUGACUCCCCAAGACAUGGAAGCUAUUUUUAUCAAUUUGGAGGACCUAAUUAAAGUGCACUUCAGUUUCCUGAGAGCCAUCGAUGUCUCUAUGAUGUCUGGAGGAAGCAGCCUGGCAAAAGUGUUUCUGGAAUUCAAAGAGAGGCUGCUGAUUUAUGGCAAGUACUGCAGCCACAUGGAGUAUGCCCAGAACACCCUCAACCACCUCCUCGCCAACCGGGAGGACGUCCGGCAGAAGGUGGAGGAAUGCACACUAAAGGUCCAGGACGGGAAAUUUAAAUUGCAAGAUCUGCUGGUGGUUCCAAUGCAGAGAGUUUUGAAAUACCAUCUCCUGUUGAAAGAGCUGCUCAGCCAUUCCUCGGACCGACCAGAGAAGCAACAGCUGAAGGAGGCUCUGGAGGCGAUGCAGGACUUGGCCAUGUACAUCAAUGAAGUAAAGAGGGACAAGGAGACUUUAAAGAAAAUAAGUGAAUUUCAGAGCUCUAUAGAAAACCUGCAAGUGAAGCUGGAGGAGUUUGGGAGGCCAAAGAUCGAUGGGGAGCUGAAGGUGCGCUCCAUAGUCAACCACACCAAGCAGGACAGGUAUUUAUUUUUAUUUGAUAAAGUGGUUAUCGUCUGCAAAAGGAAAGGAUACAAUUACGAGCUGAAAGAAAUUAUUGAGCUGCUCUUCCACAAGAUGACUGAUGACCCCAUGAAUAACAAGGACAUUAAGAAGUCUCAUGGAAAAAUGUGGUCAUACGGCUUCUACCUAAUCCACCUUCAGGGGAAGCAGGGCUUCCAGUUCUUCUGCAAGACAGAGGAAAUGAAGAGGAAGUGGAUGGAGCAGUUUGAAAUGGCAAUGUCCAACAUAAAGCCAGAGAAAGCCAAUGCAAAUCACCACAACUUUCAGAUGUACACUUUUGAAAAGACGACCAACUGCAAAGCCUGCAGGAUGUUCCUGAGAGGAACCUUCUACCAGGGCUAUCUUUGCCCCAAAUGUGGAGCAGGUGCUCAUAAGGAGUGCUUGGAGAUCAUUCCUCCCUGCAAGAUCGGUUCUUCAGCAGACCAGGAUUCACUGGGUGCUGGACCUGGUCCUAAAAUGGUGGCAGUUCAGAAUUACCAUGGAAACCCAACCCCUCCUGGAAAGCCAGUGCUGACCUUUCAAAUUGGGGAUGUGAUCGAGCUGCUGAGGGGGGACCCCGACUCGCCAUGGUGGGAGGGGCGGCUGCUGCAGACGAAGAAGUCAGGUUAUUUUCCCAGCUCGUCAGUAAAGCCCUGCCCUGUGGAUGCCAGGCCUCCCAACAGCCGACCGCCCUCACGGGAGAUCGACUACACGGCGUACCCGUGGUUUGCUGGGAACAUGGAGCGGCAGCAGACGGACAACCUGCUCAAGUCUCACGUCAGCGGCACCUAUUUGAUCCGGGAGCGGCCGGCCGAGGCCGAGCGCUUCGCCAUCAGUAUUAAGUUCAACGAGGAGGUGAAGCACAUCAAGGUGGUGGAGAAAGACAACUGGAUUCACAUCACAGAAGCCAAGAAGUUUGAAAGCUUGCUGGAGCUGGUCGAGUACUACCAGAGCCACUCGCUGAAGGAGAGCUUCAAGCAGCUGGACACGACGCUGAAAUACCCCUACAAAUCUCGGGAGCGCUCUACCUCCAGGACCUUCACCCGCUCCCCAGCCUCCUGCGCUUCCUACAACUUUUCUUUUCUCAGUCCUCAGGGCCUCAACUUUUCUUCUCAGAGCUCCUCCAGUCCCUUCUGGUCAGUGUUCACCCCACGGGUCAUAGGGACGGCGGUGGCUCGAUACAACUUCGCGGCGCGGGACAUGCGGGAGCUCUCUCUGCGGGAGGGCGACGUGGUGAAGAUCUACAGCAGGAUUGGCGGGGACCAGGGAUGGUGGAAGGGGGAAACCAACGGAAGAGUCGGCUGGUUUCCCUCGACGUACGUGGAAGAGGAGGGGGUGCAGUGACUGCGGGGAUGUUUGGUGGAAGUCGUCGAGCGCCCAGAGCCGCUGCAGCCCGAGCACGCCCGUCCCGACGCCCGCAGCUCCCCGUGAGACGCGGCCGGACGCCUCCCAGGAGCCUCCCAGGACUGCUCUCGCAGCCUCCUCAGCAAUCCUUCCUCUGUACAGUGUGUGUGCACAUGUCAGGGCCGCCCCGGCCCCGCUCCUGUUCCGUGUAUAGAAGAUUGAUGGUCUGUCGGAUAACGUCGGUGUAGCAGCUGCGGAAGAGUCCCGGGAGAGCCGCGCUCCCCCUGCAUGGACAGAGCUGAGAGACUCUGGGGGGUCUGCACCUCUCUUUUAAAGGUGUUUUAAAAGCCACUGUGGUGAUGGUGGUGGGAGGGUGAGGCUGAAGGUUUGUGCCUGGGUGUGCCAAGGUGAGAACUGGGGGGGUUUCUAAGGGGAGGGAGCGAUCCAGCCCCGAGGAGACAAUGCAGCCCCCCUGCCCACACCACUCGGGUGGGCUCCCCAGGUCAGGAUUUUGGCAGUGUCCCUGGCAGCUGUGGGCAGGGCAAGGGGCAGGGCAGAGACACCCAGAGGAGAGGGCUGUUGCUUGGCUCUGAAGGGAUGUCAGCUGUGAAACUGUUUUGACCAUCAGACGUGGGCUGGAAGUGGAUCUUCAGAUCAGACAGGAGGGAAAAGAGCUGCUUUGGCAUCCCCAAGCCUGUUUUCUUUACCACCACCUCAGUCCCAGCAGCCUUGCUGCAGGUGGAAGGGGCUGCCCAGGGUGCAGACUGGUCCCACUGGUGAGAGCAGGAGGUCUCAGCACAUUGCAGGACUGGAGAUGUGCUUUGCCACACAAGGGCUUUGGAGGCCACCAAGACACCAGGUACAUGCAGAGGAGCGUGUGUCCCUGGGUCUGUCCUCCUCUCCCUCCCAGCAGGAGCCCCCCCAAGCCAGGCUGACUUUUCUUGCAGCCACGACAAUGUCCCACCUCGCUGAGCUCAGGGCCAACCCACCUGAGUAAGGGCUACGGUAUCAACUCCUGAUUCCUCUCCCUGAGUUGUGAAAGCAUCUCUUUCUUCCCAGCUGUGUGCACUUUUGGGGGCUGCAAGCAUUGCCCCUCUCUUCCUCCCACAGGCUGUUACUGCUGCUGCUGUCAAGUAAAGGUCCGUCUGUUUUGACAUUC